AUGAGCGGCCUUCCACCGCCUCCGCCACCCCCAGGAUUCAAGAAAGGGUCCUCUUUACCGCCGCCACCACCACCCCCGGGAUUCAAAGCCUCUAACUCGAAAUCUUCACAGCAAAAUGGACCAAACAAUCAGAACAUACCACACUCAUCAGAAAACAGCUUUUCGCGAGCAGCAGACGGUGAUGGUAGGAAGGAUUGCUAUUCUCAAUUUGAGGCAAACAAAGCAUCUACGUUACCACCACCCCCGCCUCCUCCAGUGCUCUCUAACCCUUCUCUAGCUAACUCUUCAAAGUCAGGACUGCCGUCUCCUCCUCCACCUGUUGGCACUGCCACUCAUGCGGUAAAAAAACAGAAAAUCACUUCAAAUGGCGCUAAGGGUAUCACUAGACUAACGCCCGAAGAGCUUCGUCUCAAACGAAACGAAUGGCUCAAUCUUCAAAAAACAAGAUUCAAAAGAAGAGAAACGACAUCCACUGUCAAAGGUAAGGCCCAUAGACGUGGCCUAGUGCACUCUCAUAAAGUAGAUAUGCCUCCUGAGCAUCUCAGAAAAAUAAUCAAUGAUCAUCGGGACAUGUCAUCCAAGAGGUUCAAUACUGAUAGAAGGGCCUCUUUAGGGGCGCUUAAAUACAUGCCUCAUGCAAUUUUAAAGCUCAUAGAAAACAUGCCACAACCUUGGGAGCAAGUAAAAGAGGUGAGAGUGUUAUAUCAUAACAGUGGUGCCUUAACCUUCGUCAACGAAAUACCGAGAGUAAUAGAGCCUAUUUUUGCUGCGCAAUGGUCAACAGUAUGGAUUGCUAUGAGAAGAGAGAAGAGAGACCGCCGUCAUUUCAAGAGAAUGCGAUUCCCGCCGUUCGAUGAUGAUGAGCCUCCUCUUUCAUAUUCCGAGCACGUACAACAUAUCGAACCAUUAGAUGCCAUCAACCUGCAGCUGGACGAGAUAGAUGAUGCUGCGUUAAGGGACUGGUUUUUCGAUUCCAGACCCCUACUCGAAAGCAAAGAAAAUGUCAAUGGCUCGUCAUACAAAGAUUGGAAACUUGAUCUUCACAUCAUGUCCAUUUUGUACAGAAUAACUUCUCCUUUGGUGGACAGAGACCAGGAUGCCAACAGUCGCUAUCUGUUUGACAAGGAGUCUUUCUUCACCGCCAAAGCGCUAAACAACGCGAUUCCAGGAGGGCCUAAGUUCGAACCAUUAUACCCCGAAGAAGAUGAAGGCGAUUAUGACGAUUUCAAUUCUAUUGAUCGCGUUAUUUUCCGAAUUCCUCUUAAAACGACCUACAAAGUUGCUUUUGCUCAUCUCUACAACAACCGGCCCAGGUCCGUGCGGCUAUCUUGGUACAGUGCCCCCAUAUCUUGUUGCGUAAGCAAAGAUAGAGAUGAAAAAACGUCUGCUUUUCAAUUUAAUGAGUCUUUCAACCUAAUUCGAAAGUCUCCAGAAAACAGAAACAAAACUUUGGUAAGCAGCGACUUCGCGCUUCCAUCUAAUUUUAAGGCAUGUAUGGAAGAUAUGGAGUUGGAGACACCAGAGACACAAGAUGCUUUCUCUUUAUUCCAUGCACCCUUCCCGUACAAUAGACGGACUGGGAAGACAAUUCGAUCACAAGAUGUGGCCUUGAUCAAGAAAUGGUUUCUGCAAAGACCCGGAAGUGAAAUCCCGAUAAAAGUAAGAGUAUCUUACCAAAAAUUGCUAAAAAAUCAUGUUCUGAAUGAGCUGAGAGAGUCGCACACGAGGGCAAGAAACAAGAAGAAGCUUCUUAGAAGUUUGCGAAAUACUAAAUUCUUUCAGCAGACGACCAUUGAUUGGGUUGAGGCGGGCCUACAAGUAUGCAAUCAAGGAUUUAAUAUGCUCAAUCUGCUUAUUCACAGAAAGGGCCUAACUUAUUUGCACCUUGAUUAUAACUUCAACCUAAAGCCAACAAAAACAUUGACAACAAAGGAGCGUAAAAAAUCGAGGUUUGGGCACGCCUUUCAUCUCAUGCGAGAAAUUUUAAAAGCCACCAAACUCUUGGUGGAUGCUCACGUUCAAUUUAGACUGGGAAACGUUGACGCAUUUCAACUAGCUGACGGUAUCAAUUACAUCUUAAACCACCUGGGGCAAUUAACUGGGGUCUACCGUUACAAGUAUAAGGUUAUGCAUCAAAUCAGAGCUUGUAAAGACCUCAAACAUAUCAUCUAUAACCGCUUCAACAGAAUAAUUGGAAAAGGUCCAGGGUGCGGGUUCUGGCACCCAUCAUGGCGUGUUUGGAUAUUUUUUAUGAGAGGCGUUAUUCCUCUCUUGGAACGAUGGUUAGGAAACUUACUGGCGCGUCAGUUCGAAGGCCGAUCUAACGAAGUUGUCAAGACUGCAACAAAGCAACGUCUGGACGCAUACUACGAUUUGGAGCUAAGAGCGGCGGUUAUGAAUGAUAUUCUUGACAUGAUGCCGGAAGGCAUGAAACAAAAUAAAACAAAGACCAUUUUACAACAUCUCAGCGAGGCUUGGCGAUGCUGGAAGGCCAAUGUCGCGUGGAAUGUGGCUGGCAUGCCAGAGCCUGUGAAAGCUAUCAUUGAGAGGUAUAUCAAAGCGAAAGCUGAUGGAUGGGUUUCAGCCGCACACUACAAUCGAGAUUGCAUCAAGCGUGGUGCUCAUGUGGAGAAAACUGCAGUAAGGAAAAACUUAGGCCGGCUAACCCGUCUUUGGAUGAAGUACGAGCAAGAGCGACAGCAGAAAAUUGAGAAAAAUGGCCCUGAAAUUACACCAGCGGCUGCCACGAUCAUAUUUAAGGCCAUGGUUAAUUGGUUAGAGAUCAAUAAUUUCUCCCCCAUACCAUUUCCUCCUUUGACGUACAAAAAUGAUACAAAAAUCCUGGUUCUUGCUUUGGAAAAUUUAAAGAACGCUUAUUUUUCAAAAGUUAGACUAAAUGCAAGCGAGCGGGAGGAACUGGCGUUGAUUGAAGAGGCAUAUGACAAUCCACACAACACCUUAAAUCGAAUCAAGAAAUACCUUCUCACGCAAAGAGUUUUCAAGCCUGUUGAUCUUUCGAUGAAAGAUGAGCUUCUUCAAAUAUCCCCCGUUUACUCGGUAGAUCCUUUGGAGAAAAUUACUGAUGCAUACCUCGACCAGUAUUUGUGGUACGAAGGUGAUCGAAGACAUCUCUUUCCGAACUGGAUUAAACCAAGCGAUACCGAAAUUCCCCCUCUUUUGGUAUAUAAAAUGGCCCAAGGUAUUAAUAAUGUGAGUGAAAUAUGGGAUGUGUCAGAUGGACAGUCAACGGUCUUGCUGCAGACAACAUUGGAAGAAAUGGCAGAGAAGAUUGAUUUCACUUUACUAAAUCGGCUUUUGAGACUCAUUAUGGACCCCAAUAUGGCUGAUUACAUCACAGCUAAAAACAAUAUCAUUUUGAACUUCAAAGAUAUGAGCCAUGUAAACAAAUAUGGCUUAGUUAGAGGGCUACAGUUCUCUUCGUUUGUCUACCAGUUUUAUGGCCUUAUGGUGGAUCUUUUAAUUUUGGGACCUGAAAGAGCUCUUGAACUAGCAGGGCCGCCUAGCUCGCCAAAUGAGUUUCUGCAAUUUAAGAACCUAGACGUUGAAAAGCGGUCUCCACUAAAGCUCUAUUGCAGGUAUUUUGACAAAAUUCACAUACUGUUUCAUUUUCAAGAAGAGGAAGCGGAGGAACUUGUUCGAGACUAUCUCUCUGAGAACCCAGAUCCUAAUUUCGAAAACGCGGUAGGCUACAACAACAAAAAGUGUUGGCCUAAGGACUGUCGAAUGAGAUUAGUUCGAGGUGAUGUGAAUUUGGGCAGGGCUGUUUUCUGGGAGGUCGCUGGCCGUGUUCCUUUAUCAUUAGCCAAUAUUACAUGGGAAAACUCACUUUCUUCUGUCUACAGUAAGACCAAUCCGAAUUUGCUCUUCACUAUGUGUGGAUUUGAAGUGCGGAUACUCCCUAAUAUACGAGCAGAAGAGAUAAUCUCGUCAGAUGAGGGAGUUUGGGAUUUAGUUGAGGAAGAGACGAAGCGCAGAACCGGAAAAGCAUUCCUGAAGAUUUCCGACGAAGGCGUCGAAAAGUUCAAUAAUACUAUCAGAGGUAUUUUGAUGGCAUCUGGUUCAACAACUUUUACGAAGAUAACUGCGAGGUGGAACACCGCCUUGAUUUCUUUGUUUGCUUACUAUCGAGAGGCUAUUGUGGCAACCGAAGCGCUUUUAGAUGUGCUUGUUAAAUGUGAGACCAAGAUACAGAAUCGAGUGAAAUUGGGACUCAACUCCAAAAUGCCGACCCGGUUUCCUCCGGCUGUUUUUUACACACCAAAGGAACUUGGAGGUUUAGGUAUGUUAAGUGCAUCCCACAUUUUGAUUCCAGCCUCUGACCUUUCCUGGUCAAAGCAAACUGAUACUGGAAUAACUCAUUUUAGGGCAGGGAUGACGCACGAGGAGGAGAAACUUAUCCCUACUCUGUUUCGUUACAUAACCACUUGGGAGAAUGAAUUUUUGGACUCGCAGAGGGUCUGGGCGGAUUAUGUUGCGAAGCGCCAAGAGGCAUUACAACAAAACCGUCGCUUAGCUUUCGAAGAGCUGGAAGGUUCAUGGGAUCGUGGUAUACCUCGUAUUAGUACUUUGUUUCAGAAGGACCGACACACUUUGGCUUACAACAAAGGGCACCGAGCUCGGCUCGAGUUUAAGCAGUUCUCGCUAGAGCGAAGUAAUCCAUUCUGGUGGACUGAUGCACACCACGAUGGUAAACUUUGGAAUUUAAAUGCGUACAGAACCGAUGUCAUUCAAGCCCUCGGAGGGAUUGAAACCAUUCUGGAACACACCCUUUUCAAGGGAACUGGAUUUAGCUCCUGGGAAGGGCUUUUCUGGGAAAAAGCAUCCGGUUUUGAGGACUCUAUGCAGUUCAAAAAAUUAACGCAUGCGCAAAGAACAGGGUUGAGCCAGAUUCCAAAUCGUCGUUUCACUUUAUGGUGGUCACCGACAAUCAAUAGAGCAAACGUUUACGUUGGGUUUCUUGUGCAACUUGACCUGACCGGCAUAUUUUUACAUGGCAAAAUUCCAACUCUCAAGAUUUCUCUGAUACAGAUCUUCAGGGCUCAUUUGUGGCAGAAAAUCCAUGAAAGUAUUGUUUUCGAUAUUUGCCAAAUCCUAGAUGGCGAAAUGGAUAUGUUACAGAUUGAAUCAGUCGACAAAGAAGCCAUUCAUCCCCGUAAAUCAUAUAAGAUGAACUCUUCUGCUGCUGAUGUUACGUUGAAGAGUAAUUAUUCUUGGAAUGUCUCUGGGCCUUCCCUUCUUCAUCACACGAACGAACAAUAUGAUGCAACCAGUACAAACAAAAUGUGGGUCGACGUUCAACUUCGCUACGGUGAUUACGACUCGCAUGACAUUUCACGCUACGUGAGAGCAAAGUUUCUGGACUACACCACCGACAAUGUCAGUAUGUAUCCUUGUCCUACUGGUGUCAUGGUAGGUAUCGAUCUGGCGUACAACAUGUACGAUUGUUAUGGUAACUGGUUUGACGGUAUGAAAACGUUAAUGCAAAAUGGUCUCAAAACGAUAAUGAAAGCAAACCCUUCACUAUACGUUCUCCGAGAGAGAAUUAGAAAAGGGCUACAAAUAUAUCAGUCUCAAACACAAGAACCCUUUUUGAACUCUUCGAAUUACGCUGAGCUGUUUAGUGACGACACGAAACUUUUCAUCGACGAUACCAAUGUUUACAGAGUAGCGGUGCAUAAGACAUAUGAGGGAAACAUCGCUACCAAGCCCAUCAAUGGUUGCAUCUUUACACUGAACCCUAAGACAGGAGAGCUUUAUCUGAAGAUCAUACACACAUCAGUGUGGGCAGGUCAAAAGCGUUUAAGCCAAUUGGCGAAAUGGAAAACUGCUGAAGAGAUAAGCGCCUUGAUUAGAUCGUUACCCAAAGAAGAACAACCAAAGCAAAUCAUAGUUACGAGAAAGGCAAUGCUAGAUCCCCUCGAGGUGCACAUGUUAGAUUUCCCCAAUAUCUCUAUCAGGCCGACAGAACUGAAACUACCUUUCUCAGCUUCAUUAGCGAUUGAGAAACUUUCGGAUGUCGUCAUGAAAGCAACUGAGCCACAAAUGGUGUUAUUCAAUAUCUACGAUGACUGGCUAGAACGAGUGUCGUCUUACACUGCGUUCUCGAGGCUCAUUCUGCUGCUGAGGGGGUUGAGAACAAAUGAGGAGAAAGCGCAAAUGAUUUUGAAGAGUGACCCAACGAUACCCAUCAAAGAUUAUCACGUUUGGCCUUCUUUCAGCGAUGAGCAGUGGAUAGAAAUUGAGAGCAAAAUGCGUGAUUUGAUCCUAGAAGAAUAUGGGAAGAAGUACAACGUCAAUAUAGCAUCACUGACUCAAACAGAAAUUAAGGAUUUGAUUUUGGGUCAAAACAUUAAAGCGCCGUCUGUUAAGAGACAACAAAUGGCUGAAAUAGAAGCCGCGAAAUCUUCAAAUAUCAACAAUGGUGGUGAACAGCAGUCGGCUGUGGCAACCAAAAUCAUGCAAACAAACGCACAAGGCGAAGAGAUCAUGGUAGUUACAUCGACUAACUACGAAAAUCAAGCUUUCAACUCCAAUAAUGAAUGGCGCCAACGAGCUAUAUCCAAUUCUUUGCUCUAUAUGCGCCUAAGGACAAUAUACCUAUCUUCAGAAGAGUUUGUGGAGGAAAAGAACGUGUACAUUCUGCCCAAAAAUCUCCUCAAGAAAUUUGUUGAAAUCUCGGACUCAAAAGCGCAGGUGGGUGGUUUCAUUUUUGGCAAAUCCGCUGCGGGGCAUGAAAAUGUGAAGGAAAUCAAAGUCAUCGUAAUGGUGCCACAACUUGGUAGCAACCAUACAGUUCAGCUAGGCCAAUUCUCACAGAAUUCACCUUACCUACAGGACUUUGAGCUGCUCGGAUGGAUUCACACUGAUGGCGAGGAGCUGAAAUGCAUGUCAGCUCCGGAUGUGACGGUGCACUCAAACUUAUUUCAAGACCAACAAGAUGCCAUAGAUUUGUCGGUAUACCUCAGCCCGGGUUCGGUCUCGUUAGCAGCAUACACAUUGUCAGAUGAGGGCUUUGAUUGGGGCUCGAACAAUAAAGAGCUUUUCGCCAGGUCUCCUGAAGGUUUUGAGCCUACAUUUAGCGAGCACGCGCAACUGAUGCUGUCUGAUCGAAUUACAGGGUAUUUUUUGGUUCCAACCUCUGAUCUUUGGAACUAUGCUUUUAUGGGAGCCGCUUUCAACCCAGAGAGUAGUACUGAAUUGAAGCUAGAUGUUCCGAUAGAAUAUUACAAUGAGCUGCACCGGUCCGUUCACUUCCUGCAAUUUGGCGAGGUGGUAGACAACGAAGAAUUAGAGCCUGAUCAAGAGGACGUGUUCGGAUAA
Messenger RNA from Lachancea meyersii CBS 8951, 7341 nucleotides. The record is from the annotation of a GenBank genome assembly. Lineage: Eukaryota; Fungi; Ascomycota; Saccharomycetes; Saccharomycetales; Saccharomycetaceae.